Molecule: messenger RNA, 7118 nt
Organism: Poecilia reticulata (guppy)
Lineage: Eukaryota; Metazoa; Chordata; Actinopteri; Cyprinodontiformes; Poeciliidae
Gene: miga1
Product: mitoguardin 1
Biological process (GO): mitochondrial fusion
Source: RefSeq, a predicted model, not a curated record
GCAGCAAGGCUGGAGUCCUUCACUUGUCAGUUACCAACCACCGAGGUCACCAGGAGGAGCGGACGAACAACCUGGUGCUGGAGCGGAGUCAGUGAGAGAACCUGAAAAUGUACCGCGGCUCCGGUGGAAUGACGGCGAGCGCCAAGCCGCUGCCAAGUCAUGGAUAGAGCGCUGCCAAAAUGACACACGAGACCCUGACGAGCUCCCAGUUGUCUCUCAAGGCCGCAGCUUUGCGAAUGGUUGACCUACCGCUGUCCGUCUACAGCUCCCUGACACAGGUGAGCAUCAGCACCGGCACCAAGAAACUGGUGGCCGCCACAACCUUCGGCACCAUCUCGCUCCUCUUCCUCGCUCGCCGCUUUCAGAGGAGGAAGGGCAGGAAGAAGGGCCAGUCGCCUCAGUGGGAUCAGGUUGAGUUUGAGUUCGUCUCCCCAACGGCCGCAGAAAAUGAUAACACCAGCCAAAACAUCAGCGUCACCUUCAGCUCCAAGAAUAGCUGCUCAGCUGGAUCUGGGCUGGUUCUGACCACAAGAGAUUACAGAAAACUGUCCGGGUCUCUGAUGAGCCUUGCCUCGGUAAAAAGUGUGAACUCGUCCAGCAGCAGCACCUGUGCAAACGAAUCCAUCGGUUGGGAUGGAGGGACGGACGCCGAUGUGUGCAGCGUCGUCAACCUGUCUAUCACCACACCUGAAAAUCUCUACCUGAUGGGCAUGGAUUUGUUUGAGGAGGCGCUGCAGCACUGGGAGGAAGCGCUGACGUUCAGGAGCAGACAGGGUGACGAUGACGACGACGAUGCCGCGAGCUGCAAAUCUGUCAAAACGGGAGCUGGAGAUGCAAUCGCUGAGCAGAGCAUGGAGGACGUCAUCAGCGCGGAGUUUAUCCACAGGCUGAAGUCUCUGCUGCAGCGGGCUUACCGCCUGCAGGGGGAGUUUGAGGGCGUCCUCGGCAUGUCGGAGCCUUCGUCCCGCAGCAGCAGCAGCCAGGAUCAAACGGCGGACCUUCUGGCCAGAGAGGAGCUGGACGACGUCUGUGUCAGAGACAGCAUCAGCAUCGCUUCCAACGACUCCUUCGUGUCGGCAGCUGAGCUGUCGGAGCACAGAGAUCUGAGGAACACUUUUCCCCUGGGACAUCAUCCUUUUUACGAGGAGGCGCUGCAGAUGGCCGAGGACGGCAAAAUCUCCUCCAGGGUGCUUCGAACUGAGAUACUGGAAUGUCUUGGUGACUUGGAUUUCCUGGCGAAGCUGCACUGCGUACGGCAGGCAUGUGAGCUCAUUUUGAGUGACAGGGCGACCAGGAUGUUUCUGGCUGACACUGGAAAGAAAAUCUUGUCUUCCAUUAUAGUCAAAGCCCAAAAAAGUCCAAAGCGAUUUGAGGAAGUGUUUGAGGAGUUGAUUGUCUUCCUGGAGCAUUCGGAUCAUUGGGAAGACACAGAGCUGGAACUGGCUUCACGAGGGGUCAGGCAUCUGAACUUCUACGACGUUGUUCUGGACUUCAUCCUGAUGGAUUCUUUUGAGGACCUGGAAAAUCCUCCCAUCUCGAUCCAGAACGUGAUCAACAACCGCUGGCUCAACAGCUCCUUUAAAGAGACGGCGGUGGCGUCAAGCUGUUGGUCAGUACUGAAACAGAAGAGACAACACAUGAAGGUGUCCAACGGCUUCAUCGCUCAUUUCUACGCUGUGUGUGAACAGAUCAGCCCUGUCCUGGCCUGGGGCUUCCUGGGGCCAAAGAGCUCCCUGCACGAGUUCUGCUGCUUCUUUAAGGAUCAGGUGCUUCACUUCCUGAAGGACGUCUUUGACCUGGAUAAAGUUCGUUACUCCACAGUGGAGACGCUGGCGGAGGACAUGCUGCACCUUCUGCACCGCCGCUCCGACCUGCUGCUGGCCUACCUGGGAGCCGACGCCCUGCGGCCGCUCAGCGGCUGCAGCGGCCCGCAGGUGCAGCUGGUGCCCAGCGCGCUGCUGGAGGCACAAGUACAGUAAGCGGCCACACGCCCAAUCCACAGCCGCUGGACCAAAGAAAGUUAUUUUCUCUGACUUUUUCCAAACCAUGAGGGGUAAAACAGACGGACGGUCUGAGAUCAUAGUGUUUGCUUUUGUGGAUCGGUCUGCCUUCGUCGUCGUCUGAUGUGGCCUACUCCACGUUCACGGUGCCAUAUCACUCUUAGCUGGCGGUGCACCGAUCUGUUUUCUGCCUAAGAUUCCGAUUGGCCGAUACUGACUUGUUUUAGUCUGAAAUGUUGCUAUCCGAGUGAAAUUUUCCUCCUCCAUCUUCUUGAAACUAAACAAAAUUGCAGUCAAAUGUUUGUUCUGCGUUUGUGCUGCCAUCAUUCUAAAGACAUUAAUGUUUCCACAGAUUAUGAAAGGUCAACCAGCCAGUCCACAUUUACAAAAUCAAACUCAAACUGGGGGCAAUCAACUAAACUGUUUGUGCAGCAAAAUUUUUUUCAAUUUAUUAAAUAAUAAAUGUUUCCAGAGAUUAUGAAAGGGUUGACCAGCCAGUUCACAUUUAUAAAAUCAAAUGAAAUGUUUUAAAUCAACUGUGCUGUUUGUGCAGAAAAAUGUUGUUAGCAUUGAAAAAGUUCCAUUUUUUUUUUUUUAAAUCAUUUUGUAGGUCAAUAUGCAACAAAAUUAUAUAUGUAAUAAAAAAAGAUGAAUUAAAAGUUUCUUUAAGUUAACGUUGCUAUGUAUGUGUAUAUGUAAAAAAUUUAUUAGCACAGUAAAUCGAUAUAAAUUCACUGUAAAUGUGGACUGGCUGGUUGACCUUUGGUGACCUCUGGAAACAUUUAUUGGUGUCUGUAAAAUGAUAGUGGCACAAAAUGAAAAUUGUUGCAGCACAAAAGGUUGACGAUGAUUUUGUUUGAUUUGAAAAAGAUCAGGUGGCAACUUCACUCGGGUAAAGUUGCUAAAAAUCGCAAGAAAGUUGGCGAGUUGGUGACAGCAACUCKGCAACCUUCAAUAAGUAUCGGCCGAUCACUGAUCUCUCAAAAUCAAUCGGUCCGAUUUAUCGGCGCACCGCUACUCUUAGCAAUAAUGUGUAGUUUUAACCUGAAGGUAAGUGUUGCGCUUUGUAAAAUAAAGUUGUAUUUAUUGCGGUUUAUUUGACACUAAAGAGAUACGUAGCCAUAUUUAUUUCAGUAGAAAGCCAAAAAUGUCUGUUUUGUAGAUGUUGCAGUUGUCUGUAAGAGCAUAUUGCAGGCUUUAUCACAUUUAUUUAACACCAACAAUGCAAUAAUAUUAGACGCAUUUGCUGCUCAGGCGAGCCUCUUGAACAGGAAUCGUUUCCUUUCGACAUAGAAACUCUAAACCUUUGUGUUAUUCUUGAAGCUGUGAGCUUUUAAGCAACUUGUGCCAGUCCUUUUUUAAUACAAGCACAAGAAGCCUUAACAUGAAAGCAAUUACUCAUCAUCCGUCACUGUCGGCUUCAGUGUAUUUUCACAGUGUGGCAUGCAGAGAGAAGUUUCACUGAAACACAUAGAAAUGUAUUCAAAGUUGCUGUAAAUCGUUAUUUUGGGAGAUAAAAUGUUAUUCUAACAAGUCUGACUUUAAACACCCCACACCUCAUGCAUGUAGAGUAACGAAGCAGCUACGUUUAGCCAAAAUUAACCACAAGUAUUCAGAAUAAUGUAGAUGUGAGUAAAAAGUCUUCAGCCUUCAAUGUGUGCAUGAAAAAUCUUUUUGCCACUUAGGCUGUUAAUUCAUAAACCUGACAUUUCCCAAUAAGGUAGCACUUUGUCUUCCCUUAUUCACUGCAAAAACAAAAUUAUUUUUGGUCUAGUUUCUGGAGUAAAUAUUUUAGUACACAUGAAAUAAUAGAUCUAACUUAGUAACUUUUCAGGAAGAAAUAUGAACUUGAUUAAAUAUUGAUGAAAAAUUAUUUUACUUAUGAAAUAAUUGACAGUGGAACAAACUUUUAAAAAUCAAUAUUAAUUAUUCAUUGAAAACRAGCCGUUUUGCUGUAAAGCUACUUUGAAGUCGUCUCAUUUCAGUUGUCUUAAGAYAUUUGCAUUACGAACUCCACAAACAUACUUGGUAAGGUUUUGUGUUUUUGCAGUGUAGUAGUGUGAAGACAAACAUGAGCUUUAAACUGAAGGAGGCCCAUAAGGGAUCAGUUUUAAGCAUGAAUGUACACAAAGUGUAUUAAAAUUCUCCAAAUCAAUCAAGUAUUUGCAAAAAAUGAAAUUUAAAGAYUUUUUGCACAUUUAAAAAGGUUUGAAACAAAAAUAAAAACUGGAUUUGAGUUCCAACGUUGCAAAGAAUUUGAGCUUUGUGUUUUAUUUCAGUCUGUGGGAAUUUGAUCUGGAAGUCAARUAUUUCCUGUUUAUUUGUCCUCAAUAUAAAUUAAUGUGGUGUUGACUGAUUAAGGUUAGAUUUGUGGGCRAACUGUAUUUUGUGUAAAAUGAAGCAAAUAAAGACUUUAAAAAAAUGUUUCCUUUAUUCAAACAAAUUCCCGUUUUAAAAAUGAAACUCAAGCAGGUAAAUCCCGUUUGUAACAACUUUAUUGGUGAACAUGGCAACAUAUUAAAGGUAAUUGAAAAGACAACCCAGUAAUGUAAUAUACACAGCACAUGAAACCUGUUUUACCUCUAAGGCAUGCUUCUUGUUUUGUCCUCUACAACCCCUGUUUUCAAACACUUUAGCGCAUCUCAGUCUAAAACAAUUAAAACCCCUUUUUUAUAUUUUAUUUACUACAAAUAAAAACUGAUAACCUCCAACUUUUCUGCCUAAAACACUGUAUGGGUCAUUUAAAGUUUCAGUUCCUGCUCUCAUCCAACUUUCUAAAGCUUAAAAAAGAGGUACAUUUGUAAAUAAAGGCAUUCAGAAACAACCUCUAACACACUGUAGCAUCAUGAAAGAGUUAAAGUCAACCCAGGCUGGCAGAAACAAAUCAAUCUGAGCAACAAUUUGCAAUCACAGAAUUUAAAUUUCAUUGCGUUUGCUGCUUUACCUUAUCACUGGAGCUCUUGAACGGUCUACGUUCAGCAGCUGGACUGACUCAAAGGAUUCCUCCUUUUGGGGUAGGGGGGGGAGACAAACUACGACACGGCCUGAUUUUACGACCUAAAGCCUGCAGCAUCCUCCAACACUGUGAGCAAGAAGUGAAGGCAGCAACGUUUCAAUAGAAGGUUUGCACUGCACUUUAGGGCAGAUUUACACCACGACAGAAAAUUAUUCAGAGAACAAAUAAUGAUAAAAAUGCAUUUCACCGAUUAUUCCACCUGACAUUUGAGCACAUUGCUAACUUCUGGCAACAGCGUAGCAUGCAUUUCAUUWAAACCCAAUGUCAACCUAAAGGUAUCCGUGAGAAACAGUGGACUUACCAGAAGGAAAAUAUGGAGCACAUAUUGACAAACAUUUCUUAUUUUUUGGGAAGGCAACCAUCAAAACAAGUGAUAACCCAUCAUGCAGUUCAGGAAUCAAAAAGGCUAAGAAAUGAAAUAAAAAAUGGACUGCUCAGGUGUGUAAAUAUUAGGCACAUUUCUUUACAACUAAGCAUCAACGCAUUGAGGCAUGUUAACACCACAGGUAAGCAUUUCUUUGCAUGAGUACACGUCAUUUUCAGAGGACAAAAAUACACUUGUUCCCUUAGGUUUCGCUUACCUGUGUUAAUGCGGCAGAACCUAAGGUGCAAGGUCUGGAAUGACACUGCAAAGAUCAGAUAUAUAUAUAUGUAUAUUGCACUGUUUGCCAUCAGUGAACAAUGCAGUCAAAUAUUGUUCCGACUUUAGUUCAACAGCCUGGCAGGACUGAUCAGUCCACAACUAGCAUCCACAUGCUUAAAUGGGACAUGCUAUGAACUUUCUAUACAAGUACUGGCAUUGAACAGCAUUUCUGUUUUGGUUAAAUAAUAAACAUGAGCUAACAAAAUCACUCAGCAGGUCAGAUGUAAAGAACGCAAAACCCAGAUUUCUACCCUCGUAUCAGAAAAUCCAUCACUACACAUUCUAAACAAGUCAUACUUUCAAUGCUACAAAUCUAAAUUAUGCAAGUCACAAGUCUCAGAAACAUGUGGUACAAGAAUCAAACUUWACUUUUUGCCUCUUUUCAGUACAUUUCAUACUUACCCAGAUUUAAAAAAAGAGGGAAAGUGGGGUAAUUUCUCACAAAAUCUACAUUUUUAGCAGUUUAGAAAGCAUAAAAAAGUGCAUUUCUUAGUUUUGUACUUACAUUAGAGGAGGGCUCAACUGAUGGAUGGAGCUGCUGCUUAGCCACCCCCGACCCUACAACAUCUAUGCUUUUAUAUUGGAUAAACACUUUGCAAUGUUUUUAUGUAAUAUAUAAACUUCAUUGAAAGUUAAAAAUACAGAAUUGGGAUUGGGCAAGACAAAAAAUAAAAAAAUAAAGCUUCAACACAUUUUUGUUUCAUACAGUUGCAAAUUCACCUGACUGUCCUGGAAAAAGGAAAAAUAAAAAUGACACUAAAAAUAUAUAGCAUUUCUUGAGACCACAUUUUCUGAGGGACGUGUUCAGAUUACCUGCUUACCGCAUAAUUUUGUUUUUUUCUAAACUUUCCUGUGGAAGAGGAAGUGGCUAUCAGGGGCAAAACAGCAGUGCAGAACAACAACAACUAGCUCAACAGCGACGCCACACAUACCUGUCAAUUCAAGAGCAUCUACAGCUACAGUCAGCAAUUUCAAUGUUUAAAAAUAAAAAGGAAACAAUUUCUAAUCAGCAAAUGAAUCAUUCAGGAUCACGUUUCUCAGCCUUAUAGACAAGUUGGAGAGAGACAGGACAGCACAACUUCAAAGUCGAUUUUUAUAGGACAAACCCACACAUUGCCUACGUUUCAAACAGGUAAUACAAAACAAAGACUUUCAUUUAAACCCUUUUUUUCAAUGCAUGUUUGUUUUGAACCACCCAAACUUACCAACACAGGAGGUUUCAGUUUGUUUUAUUGCAAAAACACAACAGGCAAUAGCAUUUUUUUCUUUUUUUUUCUUUUUUUUUUUUUAAAACUGAGAUGAUUUACAUGGUAAUGUCUACAGCUUAAUAAACAUGAGUUCUAACCACAUUUAAUGUAGAUACAGGGCUGGAAUGACCAUAUGUAUAAUUACCUUUACUAAAAACAUAGCAUUUACAAGAAAAACAGAAGGAAAAAAAAAACAGAAAAAACAAAAAAAA